AUGAAGGAAUACAACAAAGAAGAACUCGAGAGAAUGAGGAUUGCAAUGAAUGGAGAAACAGCUCUUGAUAAGAUAAAGAGAAAGUGUAGAGAAGAGCCAUUUGUUCCUGCUGGCGUUGCUUUAACCUGCUUUGCACUUAUUGCCGCAACAGUUGGUGUCAAAAUGGGGAACAAGGCUUAUGCUAACAACAUGUUUCGAUUAAGAGUUGCUGCCCAAGGUUUUACCGUACUGGCAAUGGUGGGAGGAUCACUUUAUUAUGAGCAACAAAAGAAAGGCGAAACGGAAGAAUCACCAAAGGCCUAA
This is a messenger RNA of Rhizopus microsporus ATCC 52813, 303 nucleotides long. RefSeq lists its product as uncharacterized. NCBI's taxonomy places the organism in Eukaryota, Fungi, Mucoromycota, Mucoromycetes, Mucorales, Rhizopodaceae. The record is from RefSeq and is a predicted model, not a curated record. Bases 1 to 303 code for a protein of 100 amino acids. Gene Ontology annotation, cellular component: mitochondrion. The transcript is spliced from 3 exons. Gene Ontology annotation, biological process: mitochondrial respirasome assembly.